AUGCUGCCUUACCUGUUCCCUGACCUGUCCACCUUUGCUACAGUCGCCGAUCUUAUCACCCACCUUCGCACUAGUGAUGCUCGCCUGCGUGCCGCCCUUCCCACCGAGUUCUGCGCUAAGAACCCCCCUCCCCUGUACUGGGCACUCCACUUCAUAGUCACCCGUCUCCCUGACACCCUCAGCUCAGUGCGCGACUAUUUCCUUGCUCGCUGUCCCACUGAGCUCACUGUCGCCCUCCUAGAGGAGAAGCUGCUAGCAGCCGAGAAGAGCAUUGUGGCUGUUGGUGCUGCUCGCGGCGCUCCUCGCACCCCCAUCUUUGAGGGGUGCUCUCCCUCUCCCCUCGCUCCCUCCUAUGCUACUGCUGCUGCUGUUGACUUCCUUGGUGCUGAGUCUGCUGGCGCUGCUUCUGCUCCUGGUGGGAGGCGCCGCACCGGCAAGGGCAAGGGGGGCAAGGGUGGCGGGGGUGGCGCUGGGGGGGGAGGGGGUGGGGGAGGUGGGGGGGGAGGCGGUGCUGGAGGGAGCGGUGGCGGGAGUGCCGGUGGGAGUGGGGCCGGCGGCGGAGGCGGGGGCGGCGGCGGGAGCAGUGGCGGUGGUGGCAGCGGCGGCAGUGGCGGCGGUGGCGGUAGUGGCGGUGGCGGUGGCGGUGGUGGCGGUCGGAGCGGAGGUAGUGGCGGCGGUGGAGGUCGGAGUGGAGGCACCGGCUCGGGCCAGAGCUCCCAGCAGCAGCAGCGUCCCCAGUCGACCCAGCAGCUUCGUGAGUGGCUUGCUCAGCGUGGGACGUCGGGGGGCAGUGGCCGCUGUUCCUAUGUCAUUCGCACAGGUGAUCGCAAGGGGCAGACGUGUGGAAAGUUCCACACUCAGUACCGCUGCUUCUUCCGCCUUGACGACGCUUGGCGUGAGGAGAUGGGCGAGGAUGUUGAGCGCCCUCGCUGGGCUGAGCUGAUGAGGGCUGGUGUUGAUAUCUUUGCUCUUGACUAUGAUGCUAUUAUUGCUGCCAUGUAUGCAUUGACUGUUAGUGCCGAGGGAGACUGUUACUUGUGUGUGCCGCCUGACCCAGGUAUAGGGCCCGCUGCCCUAGUCCUUGCCCAGUCCACCACUGUGCUCCCUUGUCCGGCGGUUCCGUCUGGCUCGUUGACGGGUUUCCACCUCCCCUCGUUCUCGACGAACCUGGUGAGCAACGCUGUCAUCCAGGAUCAGUGGGUUGACACCUUUACCCCUGGAGGACAGCGUGUGGCGAUCUGCACGUGCUCCAGGACCGGCCGUCACCUGGCUACGUUUACUCGUCGGCCGGGGUCGAGUCUCUACACACUGACCACUGCGUCUCCUCAGGUCGCUGCUGUCGGUCAGGUGUCCGCGUCAGGUCUGGUGGCCCACGCCUGUGAGUGUCGUUCCCUGUCGCACCAGACUCUUCUCUGGCACCACCGCCUGGGUCACCCCUCCUUGCCACGCCUCCGUGGCAUGCACCGUCGCCGCCUUGUGUCUGGUCUUCCCAGGUCCCUCCCUCCUCUCCCUUCCUCGCCUGCGCCGCCUUGCCUUCCUUGCGUCGAGGGGCGGCAGCGCGCCGCUCCUCACUCCUCCUCGUUCCCCCCGACAGAGGCUCCUCUGCAGACCCUCCACCUGGACGUGUGGGGCCCAGCCCGCGUUCGUGGUCAGGGCGGUGAGCGGUACUUUUUGCUGGUUGUCGACGACUACUCGCGUUACACCACGGUCUUCCCCUUGCGCACCAAGGGUGAGGUCCCUGCUGUUCUGAUCCCUUGGAUCCGCACAGUUCGUCUCCAGCUCCGCCGCCGUUUCCGGACGGAUCUUCCUGUCCUGCGUCUGCACUCUGACAGAGGUGGUGAGUUUUCCUCCGACCUCUUGAGGACCUUCUGUCAGGCGGAGGGCAUCGAGCAGACCUUCACGCUUCCGGACUCCCCACAGCAGAAUGGGGUUGCUGAGCGCCGCAUUGGCCUGGUCAUGGAGGUCGCUCGUACCUCCUUGGUCCACGCGGCGGCUCCCCAUUUUCUGUGGCCGUUUGCUGUCCGGUACGCCGCGCAUCAGCUCAACCUCUGGCCCCGUGUCUCCUUGCCGGAGACCUCGCCCACACUGCGUUGGACGGGGGAGGUUGGCGAUGCGUCGCGCUUCCGGGUGUGGGGUGCUCGUGCCCUUGUCCGCGAUACGUCCGCGGACAAGCUCUCCUCCCGCACGCUUCCCUGUGUCUUCCUUGGCUUUGUCCCUGACGCGCCGGGCUGGCAGUUUUACCACCCCACCUCGCGCCGGGUCUUCGCCUCUCAGGACGUCACCUUUGACGAGUCGGUCCCUUUUUACCGUCUCUUCCCCUACCGUACUGCCCCCCUCCCUCCCCCGCCGCUUUUCCUUGCUCCUGGUCCCCCUCCGGUAGACCCCCUUCCCCCUCAGGGUCCUGCUCCUUCAGGUGUCUCUCAGGUAGACCCUCCUCCCGUCACUGAGCCUGUCGAGGUCACAGGUGACUCAGGUGCUGCUGCAGGUGGUGCUGCUGGGAGUGCUGAGCCUGCGGGUGCUGGGCCUGGGGGUGCUGGGACUACGGGUGCUGGAGCUGAGGGUACUGUGCCUGAGAGUUCGGCGCCUGGGGGUGCUGAGCCUGGGGGUGCUGCGACUGGGGGUGCUGAGCCGGCGUGUGCGGAGUCUGGGGGUGCUGGGUCUGGGGGUGCUGCGCCUGCGGGUACUGAGCCUGGGGGUGCUGCUACUGAGCCUACGGAGCCUCGGGUUGCUGCGUCUGGGGGUGCUCCGGUUCGGGGUGCUGAGCAGUCUCUCACACCACAGCAGCUUCGUGACUGGUACGUCCGGCGCUUUCGCCGUCCUAGUGGCUCGACUGGAGCUGCUGGAGCUGGGGACUCUGGAGCUGGCGGCGCUAGCGGAGUUGUAGCUGCCGACUCUGGGGGUGCUCUUCCUUGCGGUGCUGCGGACCCUGGGGGUGGUGCUGCUGCUGGUGCUGCGGACCCACCUGGUGGAGCUGCUGCUGGAGCUGAGGACCCGGACGGUGGAGCUGCUACUGGUGCUGCGGAGCCGAGCGGUGGCGCUGCUGCUGGUGCUGAGGACCCGGGCGUUGGAGCUGCUGCUGGUGCUGAGGACCCUGCCGCUGGUGUCUCUGCUGGUUCUGGAGACGCUGCGCGGCCGCGACCGUACUUCGUUCCGCUCCUUCAGCAGGUUCUUGGUCAGGCUCCUCCUCCUUGUCCUCCUCCCUCCGUAGAGUGUCCUCCACCUGUCCAGCCGCAGUCACAGUUACCGCCUGCCUCGCCUCUCCCUGCUCCCUCUCCUUACGCUGGUCCCACAGGAGGUCUUACAGAGCGUCGUGAGCCUGAGUCUCGUCCUGCGUCGCCUGUCCGUACUGCUCGCACUGGUCGUCGUGUCCGUCGUGAGCGUCCUCCUCCUGUCCCAGGCACUCACUACAUGACUCUGCGUCCCUCUACUGCUCCUCAGCGUGUCCCUCUGCCGUCUCCUCCUGCGUCCUCUUUGCCUGCUGUUCCGGACCCUGAGUCUGACCAGUAUCGUGCUGAGCACCCUACUGUCACGCGUCUUCUAGCUACUACUGUUACUGACCCUACCUUUGAGUCCUCGGCUGCGUCUGCUCUGGUCGCUGAGUUGGUUGACUUUGCUGCUGCCUCUCGUCUAGACUACGCUGCUAGCCUUGUUGCUGGGUCUGAGUCUGCGUCUGUCUGUCCUCCGUCCGUCGGGGGUGAGUGUGCUCUUGGCACGGACGUCCUUGAGGAAAGGCAGGAGGACUUUGACUCUCUCGCGGCUGCUGUACCUCAUCUCGUGGCCUGGUUGCUUGCCCCUGAGGGAGACCCGGAUGCACUAGACAUCCCCACUCCGCGCACUUACGCAGAGGCGAUCUCGGGUCCCUACUCCUCUCAGUGGCAGACAGCCAUGAACGCAGAGAUGGCAUCCUGGAAGUCCACAGGCACCUACGUCGACGAGGUUCUCCCUCCUGGGGCGAACAUCGUCGAUGGCAUGUGGAUUUUCAGGACCUUCUCCCCCACCCCGAAGAUGACCACUCUUCGGGUUCUGCUGCACGUUGCUGCUCAGCGUGACUACGAGCUUCACUCUCUUGACUUCAGCACAGCGUUCCUGCAAGGCAGCCUGCACGAGGAGAUCUGGCUGCGCCGCCCACCUGGCUUUACUGGGUCGUUUCCUCCUGGUACCCAGUGGAGUCUCCGCCGGCCAGUCUACGGUCUCCGCCAGGCGCCACGCGAGUGGCACGACACACUGAGGACUACACUUGCGGCUCUUGGGUUCGCGCCGUCUACUGCUGACCCGUCGCUGUUUCUGCGCACUGACACGUCGCUGCCGCCGUUCUACAUUCUCGUGUACGUCGACGACUUGGUCUUUGCUACUGCUGACACUGAGGCACUCGCUCGUGUGAAGUCGGAGCUGCAGAAGAGACACACCUGCACUGACCUGGGUGAGCUGCGUAGCUACCUUGGCUUGCAGAUCACCCGGGACAGAGCUCGCCGCACCAUCACCCUGACUCAGUCACACAUGGUGCAGCAGGUCCUUCAGCGCUUCGGCUUCCAGUUCUCCUCACCACAGGCCACACCUCUGGCUACCAGCCACUCGCUCUCAGCUCCACCUCCGGACGAGUCCGUAGAGCCGAGUGGCCCGUACCCAGAGCUUGUGGGCUGCCUCAUGUACCUGAUGACUUGCACGCGACCUGACCUCGCGUACCCUCUUAGCAUCCUUGCUCGUUACGUUGCGCCUGGGAGACACAGGCGAGAGCACUGGGAGGCUGCUAAGAGGGUGCUGCGCUACUUGUGCAGUACAUCAGGCAUGGGGCUGGUGCUUGGAGGACGCGACAGAGUUGUCCUCACUGGCCACUCGGACGCUUCUUGGGUGGACGACCUGGCUACGCAGCGGUCGUCACAGGGUUACACCUUCAGCCUUGGCUCUGGUUCUGUCUCGUGGCGGUCCACCCGCUCUUCCUCUGUUCUCGGCUCUAGUUGUGAGGCUGAGAUCUACGCCACAGCCAUGGCUGCACAGGAGUUACGCUGGCUCACCUACCUGCUGACUGACUUGGGAGAGCGGCCUAGUUCUCCUCCAGUUCUGUACGGUGACAACAAGGCGGCUCUUGCCUUGUGUCAGGAGCACAGACUGGAGCACAGGACGAAGCACAUUGCUCUUCGCUACUUUCUUGCUCGAGAGCUUCAGCAGCGCGGUCAGCUUCGGCUUGUGUACGUGGACUCGAAGGCCAACACUGCUGAUAUCUUCACCAAGGCGCUCCCGCCUAGUGAUCAUCAGCGGCACUUUCAUCCAUUCUUGCCUAGUUACUUUGAGAGCGAGAGAGAGAGAGAGAGAGAGAGAGAGAGAGAGAGAGAGAGAGAGAGAGAGAGAGAGAGAGAGAGAGAGAGAGAGAGAGAGAGAGAGAGAGAGAGAGAGAGAGAGAGAGAGAGAGAGAGAGAGAGAGAGAGAGAGAGAGAGAGAGAGAGAGAGUUCAUAACUAGGGUUCAAAAGAACUUCAUGAUACUCGACUUAGAUCGUGGUCCGCAAAGUCUCGAUCCUUUGCCGUGCUGCCAUCGCUACAUCGCCAUGACGCGAGCGCGGAAGCAUGUGAAGGCGGGUGCGCUGGGCGAGCGUGUGAGUGUGGGCGAGGGCGAGCAGAUUCUGCGUGUUGUGGCUCCCAGGGGCAGCAACCUCAUCGAGCUGGAGGAUGUCAAGGGCACGGCCAUGCUGUGCAUGCUGCCUGCCAAGUUCCACCGAAUGCUGUGGCUCAAAAGAGGCAGUUUCGUGGUGGCAGACGUGAGUGCAGCAGAGGAGGUGGAUAAGGCGGGCGGGAGAGUGAGAGGCAGCAUAACGGCUGUGCUAUUUGAUCAUCACAUUAAAGAACUCGUAGCCUCCAAUCAGUGGCCAGAGGCAUUUGCAGAAGCAGUGGUCAAAGAAAGAGCAGGAGCAUCAACAGCAGCGCCACUGGAGCAAAGCCAACAGGAGCCGCAAAAGCAAGGUGCAGAGCACAGCUCAUCUGGAGAGGAAGGGCAGGGUUUGCGGAGUUCCCAAGGUGGCGCAGGGGAGGGGCCAGAGGAGUCAAGGCAAAGACCGAGAGGAGAUGGGCAGAUGAAGGAAGUGGGUGUGGGAGAGGAAGAGGAGGGUGAAGAUGAGGACGAUGGAUUGCCUCCAUUGGAGAGGAAUCCAAAUCAUCGACCAAUGUUUGUUGAGGAGGAUGUUUCAGAUGAUGAAGACAGUGAGGAGGAUGAUGAGUAG
Molecule: messenger RNA, 6210 nt
Organism: Closterium sp. Yama58-4
Lineage: Eukaryota; Viridiplantae; Streptophyta; Zygnematophyceae; Desmidiales; Closteriaceae
Source: the annotation of a GenBank genome assembly